Messenger RNA from Sphaeroforma arctica JP610, 2405 nucleotides. RefSeq lists its product as hypothetical. Gene Ontology annotation, molecular function: protein disulfide isomerase activity. NCBI's taxonomy places the organism in Eukaryota, Ichthyosporea, Ichthyophonida. Gene Ontology annotation, biological process: protein folding. Gene Ontology annotation, cellular component: endoplasmic reticulum. Bases 177 to 1310 code for a protein of 377 amino acids. The record is from RefSeq and is a predicted model, not a curated record. The transcript is spliced from 7 exons.
AAAAUGUCAGUGUCUGUCUCAGUGGUGUGAAAAGUGUCUAUGGAAAAUUCACGAACUAUGUACAUACUGUACUGCCGUACCCCAGCUAAAUAUUAUAUAAAGGACUCGAUAUGCGGUGAGUAGACCAGUACACCACUACAGAGUGUGAGUUAACUUUAGCUGCUACAAUAAACACAAUGCUAUCAUUAAAGCUUGCCCUGUGUCUUAUCCUGUCCCUAAUUUUAUCUUCACACGCCGAAGUCUUUGGUCUUGAUGGAGUCACCGACUUUUCUCCCGAAGAGUUUGAUGCGACAAUCGACGGCACUCACACAAAGAAUUGGGUGGUAGCGUUCGUGGCUCCAUGGUGUGGUCACUGUAAGACGCUCAAGCCUGUUUGGUCUGAGGUUGGAGUUGCUAUCGCAGCAACUGGCCAGGAUGACAAGGUUGGGCUAGCGCUGGUUGAUGCCGACGAGCACAGGGAUUUUGGCAUCAAGUACGAUGUCACCGGAUUCCCCACUAUCAAGAUGUUCAAGGCUGGGUCUACAGAGGCUGAGCCAUACAACGGUCCACGUGAUGUAGACGGUGUGGUGAAGUUCUUGAACGACGAAUUUGGCACCAACAUAUUCAUCAAGAAAGCGCCCAAGUCUGUGGUUGAGCUUGACGAGGAUAGCUUUGACGGAGUAGCUCUGGACUCAACCAAGAACGUCCUGGUUGAAUUCUAUGCCCCAUGGUGUGGUCACUGUAAGAAUCUAGCCCCGGUCUAUGAGAAAGUGGCCAAGGCGUACCGGAAUGAGGGCAACUGUGUGAUUGCGGCGAUCGAUGCGUCCACCCACAAGUCCAUUGGAAGCCGCUACGAAGUCACGGGCUUCCCCGCGCUCAAGUUUUUCGGCGCAGGCACAACUGAGCCUGAGGACUACUCAACCGGCCGUGACGCAGACUCGUUUGUGAAGUUUAUGAAUGAGAAGUGUGGGGUAGACCGCACCAUUGACGGCAAAUUGGGUGCCACCGCUGGAAUCAUUGAAGAGUUCAACUCCUUUGUUGGGUCAUACAACGCGGGAGACAGCAUCUCUGAGCUUGUGGAGAAGGUCGCGCAGUCUGCUAAGGACCACGCAGAACCCGCCGCUCAGCUGUACGCCAAGAUCUUUAACAAGAUCAAGGAGAAGGGGUCGGCCUACAUUGAGAAGGAGAAGGCUCGUCUCACCAAGAUGAUUGCGGACGGCAAGGCCAAGGCCGAUAAGCUGGAUAUGUUCACGCAGAAGUACAAUAUCUUGAGCGCCCUUACCGGUACCAGCGAGCCGGUGGUGCCUGCGGCUGGCAAGGAGGAGCUUUAAAUGUGGUGGGAAAGUGCGAGGACCUAGUAGAAGGCAGGCAGUGUGUGCUACGCCAAUGUCUGUACUUGAUUAUUGGCUAUAUGUACACAUCACUCGAGUUUAUUAGUUAAGCCGCGAUAUGGGAAGCGUUCGCAGGUCAUCCUACAGCCCUCCAUACUAAGAUAGUAUGCGAUGUCCACAUAAUCACUUCUUAUCGGAAACGUCGAUGGAGAAGUGUGUGUGUAUCUGAGCAGGUGCCAUUCUUGACUUGCAGAUGUGCAUACUGUGAGUUGUGGUUUGUAAUUCAAUCUGUGUUAUUCGCAGUGGUAGAAACUACUUAAGCGAGGGGGCGAAAAUAAACGGAGUAAGAGCUAACCAUAUAUAUAGAGGAGCAUGAAAUAUAUUUCAAACGCAGCCUAAUACCCAAAGGUUUAAGCAUAUACGACGUAAUUGAAGCGUGUCGGGUCAUGUGAACAUGCAUGGCAGUCAUAGGCACGCUUGGUGCCUGAAUAGGAUAUAGAGUGCAGCCAAAGUACACAAUUUUCAUCUUCAAACAGCACCGUGGUAGCCUAAUCUUCACACACGCCAUCUACAUACCAUCUACGAAAGCGCUAGCCGUUCCAAAGGGCUCAACGCUUCGCGUUACAUUCUAAAGCUAUUGCGAUUUCCUCCGUCACAAGGGUACGCUAACGUAUGAAGUGGUGUGGUUGUUGAUAUCAUUCAUACUAUCGCUGCGAACGAAGUCCUCAUCUCGCUGCGAAUCACACAUCCCCUACUCUGACUGACGAGGCAGGGCAGGGCACAAGGCCCGUUGUGAGGUGUGGCGACUAUAUAGGCGUGAUUUGUGCAGUUAUGCGGCCGAUAUGCGGCAGAACGCACCAGAAUGCAAGCCGAUGUACCUCUACACGCAUCAUCCACAUCAGUCUUGAUUCUCUAGAAUUUUUACGAAUCUAUAGAAUGUAUCGCAAUUAGGACAUUUGGGGGACGACCCUUGCACCAUUUGUCGCUGGUAUGCCUCCGCGCCUGUGAGCGUUGACACGUGGGUACACACCUUCAACCAGGCUGCAUGUGAGGCCAUCGCGUCAAGCAAUGUAAUAGAAGGGCACAAGCCGAGAG